GUAAGAAAUGAAUAUUGCCUUUUAAAUGGCAAAAUGGUUAGCACUAACACGCAGUCAAAUCAGUCUGAGAUGCAGGAAGAAUGCACGAGAAGUCUCAACUCCGAGAAGGCUACUGAAAAAAAACAGUUUCAGUGUCCUGUUUGUGAGAGAGAAUUUCCGUACAAAAUCAGAAAACAGACAUCAAUUGAGAUUCAGCAAAGAAGAAUUGUGCUUUGUUUAAUGAGAAGCAACUUCAAAUCGGAAUUGAUAGAUAAAUAG
Messenger RNA from Thelazia callipaeda (thelaziosis nematode), 258 nucleotides. The record is from the annotation of a GenBank genome assembly. NCBI's taxonomy places the organism in Eukaryota, Metazoa, Nematoda, Chromadorea, Rhabditida, Thelaziidae.